This is a messenger RNA of Xenia sp. Carnegie-2017, 2050 nucleotides long. Its product is annotated as allene oxide synthase-lipoxygenase protein-like. Bases 575 to 1894 code for a protein of 439 amino acids. Gene Ontology annotation, biological process: lipid oxidation. The transcript has 9 exons. The record is from RefSeq and is a predicted model, not a curated record. Lineage: Eukaryota; Metazoa; Cnidaria; Anthozoa; Malacalcyonacea; Xeniidae. Gene Ontology annotation, molecular function: oxidoreductase activity, acting on single donors with incorporation of molecular oxygen, incorporation of two atoms of oxygen; iron ion binding.
GGUCGACAUGACAAAAUUGCAAUGAACUGUGGCAUGUCAUGAAUAACAAUCAAUUUCGCUUCACGUUCAUGUUAUUUUUGUCAGAAGAGAAGUUUAGUGGUCGUUACGUUGUCUUUUCAGUUUUAUUAGCCAUGGUUGGGAGUGCAAAUCCUCUGCUGUUCAUUAAGGAAAGCUCCAACGCGUUAACAAAACAGUUUAAGGACGAGCAAUAUUCUCUAGACUCUUAUUCUGUUGAAAGCUUCGUCAAUGAGGAAAUUACGAUUGUCACAGAAAUUGUGGAGGAAUUUUUCCUGUACUUUGAAAGUAAAGAAUCGUUAGAUGUGAUACGCUAUAACAUGAUGUGUCUUGAAAAAAAGUUCGAAAAUAUAGAAAAUGACGCUAAAGAUAACAACUGGGAUUCCGCGAAAACAAGAAACAUGUUUCAUGAGUAUGAGAAGGAGCUAAAACGAAUUGAGAAACUGGUCAAAAAAGGUCAAGCUGAGAAUCCGAACAACAAUGACUAUAAGCAACUAGAACAUGACUACAAUGAACUGGAGAAAAAACGUCUUCACACAAAACGAUCUUGUACAAUUUUAUGAGAACUGUUAAUGGGGGAAAUGCUAAAAGAUCCUACCAUGCACGAGGAAAAGGUACCCCUGUGAACUUGAGCUACUGUGAAAACUGGGAUAGCUAUAGUGACUACCACAUUUUACAUGAUCACUGGUCGUCACAUCCAACUAUGGCAAAGCGUUGGCAACAAGAUCGCUGGUUUGCUUACCAGUUCUUAAACGGUGUGAAUCCAGUUUCAAUAACUCGCUGUAACUCUCUUCCUGAAAAUUUUCCAGUAACCCAUGAUUUAGUGAAGGCGUCCCUUGACAGAGGAGAAAGUUUGGAAAAAGAAAUAAACGAUGGCCAUAUUUAUAUUGUUGAUUAUGAAAUUUUGGUUGGAUGUAAAACAUAUGGUGGACUUGUUCUUGAUGAUUUUGGUUACCAAGCUCCUGAUCAUCUUAAACAUGAUAAAGCUGAUGUAAGAUACUGCGCAGCCCCUCUUGCUUUGUUCUAUGUGAAUAAAGAAGGACAUCUCAUGCCAAUAACAAUCCAAAUUAAUCAAGAGCCAGGUCCUGCGAACCCAAUAUGGACACCACACGAAGAACACCAAAAUGAUUGGAUGUUGGCAAAGUUUUGGCUACGUGUUGCUGAAUCUAAUUUUCACCAGCUUUGUACACAUUUACUCUGCACUAACUUGGCCACAGAACCGUUCGCAGUAUCGGCAUGGCGCAAUCUUGCAUCCCCACACCCCAUAUUUAAGCUACUUCUACCACAUAUCAAAGAUUUGCUGGCAUGUAAUACAAUACGUCGAAAAGAACUACUUGGUGAAGGUGGCGUUGUCGACCAAACCCUAUCUCUUGGUGGUGGUGGUCAUAUGGAAUUCAUGGAGAAAUGUUUUAAAAAGAUGAAUUUUGAAGAUUACAACUUCCCAAACUCUUUGAAGAAUCGUGGAGUUGAUGAUCCGUCAAAACUUCAAGAGUAUUAUUAUCGUGACGAUGGACUCGCCCUGUGGGAAGCCAUUCAAAAAUUUGUCAGUGAGAUGGUUGGCAUUUUUUAUAGGAGUGAUGAAGACGUCAAGAAAGAUGAUGAAGUUCAAAAUUGGAUCUUUGACGUUUAUGAAAAUGGCUGGAGGGAGAAAGCUGCCUACCAUGGCCUCCCAUCCAAGUUAGAAUCUCGAGAACAAUUUUAUUGUCUGGGUGACUACCGUGGCACUCACUGGACCGAGCAAGAUGUACGAAGUGCGAUUUCUCGAUUUCAGGAUAGCCUAAAAAGAAUUUCUGAGAAGAUUGAAAAACGAAAUAAAACAUUGGAAGUUCCCUACACUUAUCUUCUGCCAGAAUGUGUUCCAAAUGGAAUAACAAUAUGAUGAUGAACCAACGCUAUAGAUAUAAAUGUUUUUUUGUUUGUUUGCAAUUUUUAUGCAAUAUAAUUAAGAUAUCAAAAAUGCUUCAAAUGCUUGAUAAGUUAUAUUUACUCAAGUAAUUUGCUGUAAUGAUAAUAAUAUUUCAUUUUUCACCAAAAA